Magallana angulata is the source of this 1024-nucleotide messenger RNA. Its product is annotated as low-density lipoprotein receptor-like. Gene Ontology annotation, molecular function: protein binding. NCBI's taxonomy places the organism in Eukaryota, Metazoa, Mollusca, Bivalvia, Ostreida, Ostreidae. The record is from RefSeq and is a predicted model, not a curated record. The transcript has 5 exons. The coding region runs from base 71 to 937 and encodes 288 amino acids.
GUGUGAAUAAAUGGUCUUAAAUAAUGACAGAACUUGCUAUGGUAUCUUGGAAUGAUAAGGGAUCUUCGAUAUGGCAGGGGGAAUAUCCAUGUAUUUGGUCUUCAUUAAUCUACUGGCAUCUGUCUUGAGCCUUCCCACGGCCAACCACACCUGCCAGCAUGACAAAUACGCCUGUGGAGACGGAGCCUGCAUCCCCGUUAACUGGGUCUGUGAUGGAGAAGUAGACUGCAAAAACGAUAUGGACGAACAAAAUUGCGUUACAGAUCAUCCAACAACUUGUAGCGGUGGUUCAUAUCAAUGCAACAGCGGCGCAUGCGUCCCACACAGAUGGCGCUGUGACGGGGAAUUAGAUUGUAAUGACGGAUCAGACGAGGAGAACUGUACAUCAACUGUAUCAGUAACAGCUACCAAAUCCACAACUUCGACCAUGACGUCAUCGAUCAGUUCUAUACCGCCAUUAACAAGCACAAUGCCUCUAUCUUCCUCAACAAUUAGUUUGUUGGGACCAGACCCGAACUGCCGGGAUGAGCAGUUGAACUGUCAUGUGCUUGUUACCGACAUUGACAUUUGUUCCAUGCCGGCCUCAGCACAGCUUCUGUGUGCAUCAACCUGCCGUAUGUGUAGCGGGUCCUCCGGAUCACAAAAUCACGUGACAGACCACCAAACGACAAAGCACAACCCUGGUCAUCCAACAGCUUCAACUCAAACAAUGACGACGUCGACUCAAACAACGAUGACGACCACAGGGACUUCGCACUCUCCCUAUACCGCCCCGUCCACUUAUGUACCAGCAGCAUCAGGCUGUGUAGACGCCGAGGACAACUGUGAGCAUCUGGUGAAAACAAUCAACAUAUGCAGUGAUCCAGUAAAAGCAGAGUUCAUAUGCCAGAGAACAUGCAAUGCCUGCGGAACUACCGAUAAUCUGAUAAUUGGUUAAGAUUCAACGAUGGUUAUUUUUUAUCUAAACAUACAUGUAUAGAUAUAAUUUUAUGUAGCUCUAAUACAAUAAAGAAUGAAUGUUUAA